Molecule: messenger RNA, 4367 nt
Organism: Salvelinus sp. IW2-2015
Lineage: Eukaryota; Metazoa; Chordata; Actinopteri; Salmoniformes; Salmonidae
Product: kinesin-like protein KIF3B
Biological process (GO): microtubule-based movement; spindle elongation; mitotic spindle organization
Cellular component (GO): microtubule associated complex
Molecular function (GO): microtubule binding; microtubule motor activity; ATP binding
Source: RefSeq, a predicted model, not a curated record
AUGUUAAAAGCCAUAACCGGCACCUCUCCAUUCCAUCCGGGACACUUUUCUGGGAUGCAAGGACGGCUUCUCAAUGGCUGACUGGGUGGAAGCACUGGAUUGACUGGUUCUGAUGCUGGCAUCUCUGAUAUUGUGAACUCUUGACUCUGUACAAUACUUGAAGGAAAGAAACACAAGCCAGGGGGACAAGGCCAGUUUGUCUGGGGACCGUCACGAUGUCUAAGACCAGAGAGUCGGUGAAGGUGGUGGUCCGCUGUCGACCCAUGAAUGAGAAGGAGCGGGCAGCCAACUUUGAGAAGGUGGUGCAGGUGGAUGUGAAGCUGGGCCAAGUGGCCGUGAGAAACCCCCGGGGGGCUGCAGCCCACGAUCACCCCAAGGUCUUUACAUUUGACUCUGUGUACGACUGGAACUCSAAACAGGUAGAUCUCUAUGAUGAAACCUUCAGGCCCCUGGUAGACUCCGUUUUGCUUGGUUUCAAUGGGACCAUAUUUGCAUAYGGCCAGACRGGUACAGGAAAGACYUACACUAUGGAGGGGGUGCGCAAUGACCCAGAGAGAAGGGGUGUAAUCCCCAAUUCCUUUGAGCACGUCUUCACACACAUCUCCCGCUCCCAGAACCAGCAGUACCUGGUGMGGGCCUCGUACCUGGAGAUCUACCAGGAGGAGAUCAGGGACCUGCUGUCCAAGGACCAGUCCCGCCGGCUGGAGCUGAAAGAGAGGCCAGACACGGGUGUAUACGUCAAGGACCUGUCCUCCUUCGUCACUAAGAGYGUACGAGAAAUAGAGCACGUCAUGAACGUGGGGAACCAGAACCGCUCGGUGGGCUCCACCAAUAUGAAUGAGCACAGUUCCCGGUCACAUGCCAUUUUYSUYAUUACCRUCGAGUGCAGCGAGCUGGGYRUCGACGGAGAGAACCACAUUCGAGUKGGCAAACUGAACCUGGUGGACCUGGCUGGCAGUGAGAGGCAGACCAAGACAGGAGCCCAAGGAGAGCGCCUGAAGGARGCYACCAAGAUYAACCUGUCCCUGUCAGCCUUGGGGAAUGUCAUCUCUGCCCUAGUGGACGGCAGGAGUACCCACAUCCCCUACCGCGACUCCAAGCUCACCCGCCUGCUACAGGACUCCCUGGGGGGCAAUGCCCGCACAGUCAUGGUGGCUAACAUCGGACCAGCCUCUUACAACGUGGAGGAAACACUGACCACGUUACGCUACUCAAACCGMGCCAAGAACAUYAAGAACAAGCCCCGYGUCAACGAGGACCCUAAAGAUGCUCUGCUCAGGGAGUUCCAGGAAGAGAUUGCUCGGCUCAAAGAGCAGUUAGAGAAACGCUCAGGGAAGAAGAAGAAGAAGAGGAGGAGGAGGGGGGUUGGAGAAGCUGGGGAUGAACUAGAAGAGGACACUGAGGAUGGAGAGACUGAGGAGGAGGAGGAGGAUGAUGGUGUAGAACCAGCUGAUAAAGUGGGUGCAGAUUAUUGGCGUGUACAGCAGGAGAAGUUGGAGAGGGAGAGGAAGGCCAUCAUGGAGGAUCACAGUCUGGUGGCAGAGGAGAAACAGAGGCUGCUAAAAGAGAAGGAGAGGAAGAUGGAUGCCCUCAAAAAGGAGCAGGAGGCAGGCGAGAUGCUGACUGCCAAAGUCAAGGCGAUGGAGAGUAAGCUUCUGAUGGGCGGGAAGAACAUUGUGGACCACACCAAUGAACAACAAAGGAUCCUCGAACAGAAGAGACAGGAAAUCGCUGAACAGAAACGCAGAGAGAGGGAGAUGCAACAGCAGGUGGAGAAUCGUGACGAGGAGACCCUGGAGUUGAAGGAGACAUACAGCUCUCUACAACAGGAAGUAGACGUCAAGACAAAGAAGCUGAAAAAGCUUUUUGCGAAGCUACAGGCAGUGAAAACUGAGAUCUAUGAGGUCCAGGAGUUGCACAUCAAGGAGAGACAGGAGCUGGAGCAGACCCAGAAUGAGUUGACCAGGGAUCUCAAACUCAAGCAUCUCAUCAUUGAGAACUUCAUCCCCAUGGAGGAGAAGAAUAAGAUUGUGAACAGGGCGUUCUUGGACGAGGAGGACGCAUGGAAGAUGCGUCCCAUCACCCGCAUAGAGGAUGACCAGCAGAUGAUGACCACAGUGUCAGCGGUGGGCUACAGAAGACCCCUGAGCCCCGCCCGCACGUCCAUGGUGAUAAGGGCUGAUGUCAGAUACAAGGCUGAGAAUAUCCUGAUGCUGGAGAUGGACCUGCCUGCUCGGACCACUAAGGAGUAUGAGGAGCCGGUCAUAGCGCCCACGGUAGCAGCAGCGUUGGAGGAUGCUCUGCGGGAAGAGGAUGCGAUCCAGGUGGAUGCCUCCGGGUUCCACAGCAGCCUCGGACCCACCCAGACCACCAGCACUGGGGCAGUCAAGAAACCAAAGUCUGGCCGACCUAAAACGGGUAAGAAGACUGGCACCCCUACCUCUCGCACCCCCAACUCUCCAUACAGCCCCUCCAGCCCAGGACAUCCUUUAUAYCCACAAUCCCGUGGGCUGGUGCCCAAGUGAUAACUCCACACAUUUCCUGUUUUUGGACCCAAAAUUGAAGACUGCUUUUUGUUUUGUUUUUCUACUGAUUUGCAGUCUGCAAGAGAAAGUGACGGAGACUCAAGACUGAUUCAAGCACUUUUUUUAUUUUUUAUAUAUAUCUUUUUUUAUUUUACCUGAGACCAUAGCUCUUAUCAUUUUUGAUUUUUUUUAAAAGAGAUUUUUAUCUACCUUACCAACCCACAUGGUUACUGCAGUGCAGUGCAAUACUAUGUCAUCUGUGUGUGAUGUUCCAGAGACAAGCAGUUGAGUACUACCUUCCCUUUAAGUCUGGCCUAAGUCUUAUGGGUCCCACACAUGUUCUUAAUGUAAACAGAUAAGGAUGGUGUCGUCUAGACCAAUUCUUUUUUGAGCUCUAGUUCACUACUAUGCAUGUGUCCUCCUGGCGCCCCUCCUMGGUCUGCAGUGUGAUGGGAGGAGACGUGGACAUGGGGGGGCUGGCGUCUGAAAGGACAGAUUACACCUUGAUCUCAAUGCUUUGCUGUACAUGUCAAUGACAUGGUGGGGGGAGUGUGUUUCUCUGCCCAGAAGUGSUUGUCAAUGUCCCUACUUUAGGUUUACAAGCUGUUAUCCAGGUCUGUCUGUUACACAGUUGAGCUUUAAUUCUGUUGUCCUCAAUAAGUGGGGAGUGUUUUGUUUGUACUGCAUGGUGAACUAACUGUACAGGCCRGAGGGUGAGGCACGCCGCAACACGUCAUGUCACGUGGGCCGGUCGCUGCUGGAAUCACUACAUGCUGUUCUUCCUGGAGCACAUAUGAUGACAGGCAUAUGGAAGAGGUGAACUAGAGGUCAACACAAGCCAAAUCAUCUAUCAGGGUUCUGAGGUGCCUUAGAUUCUCCAGACUCUACAGACCUACAGCGGCUGGCUAAAGGAGAGGCAGGGAGCUGUAUGUUGCCUCAACCUCAUCUUUACCCACCUCCGAUCUGGCUCUGAGUGUUCCUUGGAAUCAACUGAUUUGUGGUACCUUAAACUUUCUACCUAUGUCAAGAGGCCUCAAUCAAAAUGGAUGUAGCUUUCCUUGUAUGUUUUGGAUAAAUAUGCAGUCUUAAUUCACUGUUUUUUUAAACCUGCAUCUCUGAGCGUUGUCCCUACUCCCUCUUUGCUACUGCAGGGUUAUACUGCCCUGUGACAGUAUAUGUGUAUAGAAAGUCCUGUAUCACCUUUGCAGUUGUAAAAAAUUAAAUACUGAAAAAGGUUAAAUUAUUAUCUUUUUUUUUUCUCCAUUUUUAUACACAACUGUAGAUAACUUUUUUUUUUCUUCUUUGAAAUACUUUUUGGAUUUGUAUAAUUUUAAGUGCACUUUAAUUUUGUGUUUCUGACACGGUAUGUGCAUUUCAAAUGGCUUUAGUUUUUUUUAGUUAAAAAAUAUAUAUAUUUUAAGGUCAGAUCAACUGUUGCACAAUGUUUUAUAUGGGACGGAUGCGUUCUAUCCUAAAAUGUGAUGUUCACUCAGAUUCUGUGUUGAGACUUGUAUGCAUGAUGGUAAUCUUUAUACAAUGGUUAGCCCCUAUUAUUAUUUUUAAAUACUUCUGACCAUAUAAAGCUAACAUUAAUUCAGCAUGAUUUUUAGAAAAUUCUUACGUCACCAAGCCAUAGAAUUUGGCAUCUAAAAUAAAUCCCUACAUUUUUAUCCCGUUGUCAUGUCACCGUAUCUAAACUUUAUAAGAUGUUUGCUAUUCAUGAGCAGAUUAUUGUUUUUGACAAAUUAAGAUAAUGCACUACAAUCGGUGUGACUGGCAACGCAGAAGUCCAACUUUUUAAACCUUUUUYUAUUUAUUUUUUAUAAAGAUUACGUAAUUACA